AUGACGCCAGACGUGGACAGAAAUGCCAUCCCGGGCACAUUUACCCUGGUGGAUUUGGAGCAUACGUUGGCCACACGACAUCUGGACGGGGGAAACAGUGAUAUCAUCCUCGUUCCCCAGCCUUCGGAUGAUCCUGAUGACCCACUAAACUGGUCGCCACGACGAAAGUUGCUGUCGACCAUCUGCGUCAGCUCGUAUACCUUGUUCGCAGGCAUUGCAUGCUCAGUUGUCUACUCCGUACUCGUUCCACUCUCCGAGGAGACAGGUGUUUCUGUUAGUACUUUAAAUGAAGGAACGGGAUAUAUGUUCCUGCUCGCAGGAUGGGGCCUACUAUUUUGGCAGCCAUUUGCAUUGCAGUAUGGCAAGCGACUGACAUACAUAGUCUCAUUGAUCGGAAUGAUGGGCACGCUGAUCUGGGGUCCUUAUAUAACGAGCAAUGGACAAUGGAUCGCUCGUAGCGUGGUGACUGGAUUUUUCUUGGCACCCAUUGAGGCCCUUCCUGAAAUAACAGUCACGGAUGUGUACUUCACGCACGAGCGUGGGACGUACAUGGGUCUGUAUGCCUUCUUCCUGGCCGGCAGUAACUAUUUUGCCCCAGUCAUAUGUGGCUUCAUUGCCGAGUACCAGGGCUGGCAAUGGGUAUUUUAUUACCCUGCCAUUUUCUGUGCCGUCACCGCUGCGUUUCUUUUCUUCUGCAUGGAGGAGACGAAUUAUGCGCGUGAAGGUGUCCAACGUACCACCUCUGCUCACCUAGUGAAUCCACCUACUUCAGCAUCCGAGAAAGAGAAGCAAGAGAAGGCUGAUCCUGCUGAUACUCGACAUACCGACACAGAGGCCGGUGAAGUAUACAACGUAUACAAUAAGAAAACUUACAUCCAGAAGCUGUCACUUCUGGGGCCGCGUCAGCCCAAAAAUCACAUGCUUAGACGGCUCUGGCAUGCUUUAUAUUACUUGAGCUGGCCAGUUGUGUUUUACGCAGGCUUCUCAUAUGGCUCGUACUUGAUUUUUUUCAAUGUGUUGAACGCGACUGCCUCAAUUAUUCUGGGCUCUGCUCCAUACAACUUCAGCACUGCAAUUGUCGGUCUUUCCUACAUUGCAUGUUGUCUCGGGGUAGCUCUUGGUGCUAUCUUCACCGGUAGAUUCAGCGACUGGCUAACGAUCCGACUCGCUCGACGGAAUAAUGGAGUGAUGGAAGCCGAACACCGUCUCUGGCCGUUCCUUGUCUGUCUCGUCAUCCUCCCGGGCUCAUUGAUACUCUGGGGAGUCGGCGCAGCGCACCAGGUCCACUGGUUUGGCCUCCUAGUAGCGAUGUGCCUUCUCGCGAUGGCGAAUACGUGCGGUGUCACCCUGAGUGUGAACUACCUCGUGGACAGCUACCGGGAGCUAAGUGGUGACGCAAUGACAAGUAUCAUCUUAGUUCGCAACACGAUCAUCACCCCCUGGAUCGACAACAUGGGCUACCAAAACUGCUUCAUCUCCGCUGCAUUUAUUGGCAUGGCCUGCGCAGCCGUCUUCCUCGUCAUGAUCAAAUACGGCAAGACACUCCGCACACGUAGCCGCGAGAAAUACUGGAACCUCGUCGUCGAGAACCAGGAAAAGGGAAUGGCGCAUUAG
Molecule: messenger RNA, 1614 nt
Organism: Aspergillus bombycis
Lineage: Eukaryota; Fungi; Ascomycota; Eurotiomycetes; Eurotiales; Aspergillaceae
Product: putative MFS transporter
Exons: 9
Coding region: 1-1614 (537 amino acids)
Biological process (GO): transmembrane transport
Molecular function (GO): transmembrane transporter activity
Source: RefSeq, a predicted model, not a curated record